ACCCUAGCGGGUGUUGCUUCCUCAGGGACCCUCUCGGCCGGGGGUAUGUAACUCCAAACCACAUCCCGAGAAGCAGAAUUUGGGAAGCCAAGAUUCUCGAGUCCUGGCUGGAGAGGCGGGGGGUGGCGCGUGGGGGCUCAGGAGAAACCGCAGUCCCAGAGCCCCAACCAAAGCCUGGAACUCGGCGGGGCCCGGCUGGCCAGCCUCCGCGCCUUUCACCCCGCGGGCCCCGCCCUCAGUCCCGCCCUCCCCUAACCAGAGCCCCCAUUGGUGGCGUCCGGCGGCGCGGCCGCUGUUAUUUUUCGAAUAUAUAAGGAGGUGGAGGUGGCAGCUGCUGCUUAGAGGCUUCCCGGACUAGUGGCUGGUCCCUGCAUCCCUCCACCCCGCCCCACCCUCCCCGCUUCCCCCUCCUCCCUCGCUUCGGCCCCGUGGCUCUUCUUCCCUCCCUCCCCCCUCCACCCCGGGCCCGCUCCCCGCCUCGUCCCCGCCAGCUGUGCUCGGCGUCGCCCUGCGCCCGGCCCUCCGGCCAGCCUUCCGCGGGCCACGCCGCGAUGGAGCUGCCCCAGCCCGAGCCCGCGCCGGGCUCGGCUCUCAGUCCGGCCGGCGUGCGCGGUGGCGCCGAGCGUCCCGGACACCUCCGGGGCCUCCGGCUGGAAGCUCAUGGCCUCGUGGGGUCCCCGGAGCGCGCGACCGCUUCCUCGCCGGUCACCACCCUCACCCAGACCAUGUACAACCUCGCCGGGCUGGGCAGUGAGACCCCAAAGAGUCAGGUAGGCAGCCUGCUCACACGUCUAUCCCUGUCUCGGAGGCGAGCAUCUGAAUCUUCCCUGUCGUCUGAGUCUUCUGAAUCUUCUGAUGCAGGUCUCUGCAUGGAUUCUCCCAGCCCCAUGGACCCCCAGAUGGCAGAACAGACGUUUGAACAGGCCAUCCAAGCAGCCAGCCGGGUCAUCCGAAACGAGCAGUUUGCCAUUCGACGCUUCCAGUCCUUGCCGGUGAGGCUUCUGGGCCACAGCCCUGUGCUACGGAACAUCACCAACUCCCAAGCAUCUGGCAGCUGGAGGAAGAGCGAGGCGUGUGGCCGAGCUGCCCGCAGCUCUGGGGAGGACAAAGAGAAUGAUGGAUUUGUUUUCAAGAUGCCAUGGAAACCCUCACAUCCCAGCCAUGCCCAUGCUUUGGAAGAGUGGGCUGAGCGAAGAGAAGCCUUUGCCCAGAGACCAAGCUCAGCCCCCGACCUAAUGUGUCUCACCCCUGAGCGGAAGAUGGAAGUAGAGGAGUGGAGUCCCCCAGCCCGAUCCCGCUUCCCGCUAACUGCCACCCAGGGGGCCUCUGAGGAAGAUGAUGGAUUUGUGGACAUCCUAGAGAGUGACUUAAAGGAUGACAAUGCGGUCCCCCCAGGCAUGGAGAGCCUCAUUAGCGCCCCACUGGUCAAGACCUCAGAAAAGGCGGAAGAGCAGGACCUCAUCAUGUACAGCAAGUGCCAGCGGCUCUUCCGCUCUCCGUCCAUGCCCUGCAGCGUGAUCCGACCCAUCCUCAAGAGACUGGAGCGACCCCAUGACAGGGACCUGCCCAUACAGAACAAGCGGAGGAGGAGUGUGACCCCUUCCGAGGAGCAACGGGAGGCUGAGGAACCUAAAGCCCGUGUCCUCCGCUCAAAGUCCCUUUGUCACGAUGAGAUUGAGACUAUCCUGGACAGUGACCACCGAGAACUGAUUGGGGACUACUCCAAGGCUUUCCUUCUGCAGACAGUGGAUGGGAAGCACCAAGAUCUCAAGUACAUCUCACCAGAAACGAUGGCAGCCCUGCUGGCAGGCAAGUUCAGCAACAUCGUGGAGAGGUUUGUGAUUGUGGACUGCAGGUACCCCUAUGAGUAUGAAGGCGGGCACAUCAAGACUGCCGUGAACCUGCCCCUGGAACGGGACGCUGAGACCUUCCUGCUACAGAGCCCCAUCACGCCCUGUAAUCUGGACAAGAGAGUCAUCCUCAUUUUCCACUGUGAAUUCUCAUCUGAGCGCGGUCCCCGCAUGUGCCGUUUCAUCAGGGAGCGCGACAGAGCUGCCAACGACUACCCCAGCCUCUACUAUCCUGAGAUGUACAUCCUCAAGGGUGGCUAUAAGGAGUUCUUCCCGCAGCAUCCGACCUUCUGUGAGCCCCAGGACUACCGGCCCAUGAACCAUGAGGACUUUAAGGAUGAGCUGAAGACCUUCCGCCUUAAGACACGCAGCUGGGCUGGGGAGAGGAGCCGCCGGGAGCUCUGUAGCCGCCUGCAGGACCAGUGAAGACCAGCACCGGUCCUGUCUACCUUCUCUGCCUCAUGGCCCGGGUGCCAGCCACCCAGGGCCCUACGGGGCUGAGGGUCUGCUGGAGGCCCCAGGCGCCAUCCAGGGGAAGGGCGGUUAGGGUGUCCUGCUGUCUGCCCCCAGCCCUGGUCCCUGUGUCUCCCUUCAAGCAUACUCUAGACCCUCAUCCCACUCCCACUCCAGCCCAGCCCCCGGAGGAGCCCAGCCUGUUGACUUGGUGAAAUUGGACUAAGUCCAGCUCAAAGGAAGUAUUUUGUGUCCUGCAAGAACCUUUUUGCUUUUUUCCCUUCCUUGUUUGAGUUAACCCUUUGUCUUCCCAUGUCCAGAAAAGACCCCUCUUUUCUCUAGAGGCUUGUUUGUAUGUGGCCAGAGGAAAGCCACAGCCCCCCAGGAUGGGCCAAGGCAGAACCCCUCCCUGGGAGGGGAGCUGGCACUGUGGCUGGGCCCUCUCCAGCACUCCUGGGUGUGUCUGCCGCGUUCCCUUUCUCUUUCUCUUUCCUGUCCCUCCACAUGAACACCUCCAGCACAAACAUAAGCUCUUACUCUUUCCCGUUUCAGUGUUACCCGCACGCUUGAUUCGUUUGUCUGAUUUGUUGCCCGUCUCAGGAUAUUCACAGGCUGAGGAUUAGGCUCCCCUCUCCAGCUGGGGUUAGAGACUUCAAACAUUAAUUAGCCACUUGACCCUAGCUUCUGUUGCUUCAGAAAGGGCUGUUAUCCUCGAGGGCCCUUGGGCGAGGGCUAAGGCCUGCAUCCUGAGCCCCUGGAAGCCCAGACCUCACUGCUGUGAACCCCGGGGCCUGACUGGUCAGAACUUGCUGCUGUCUUGUUGUGGAUGGACAGAUGGACGAAUGGAUGGAUGAAGGAUGGAUGGAUGGAUAGCCAUGGAUGCCCAAUGCCCUCCCUACACAAACUGCUGAGUGGAAGCAUUUCAGUGAGCAUGACAGCCUGCGACAAGAAUAUAUAUGUGUCUGUCUGUGUGGACAAAGUCUUUACACUUUAAGGUUUGGAAAUAUUCAAGACGAAAUGUCACGGAGGCAGCGAAGCCAAGGCCAGAGCCACGUCUGGGUUCUGAAUCUCAGGCUGUGUGAGGGGCUGUGCUUGAAGGCCCUGAUGCAUCAUCUGUUUGGGCCUUGGUUCAAUAAAGCACUGAGCAAGCUGA
This is a messenger RNA of Hyaena hyaena (striped hyena), 3456 nucleotides long. RefSeq names its product cell division cycle 25B (gene CDC25B). The transcript has 16 exons. Gene Ontology annotation, molecular function: protein tyrosine phosphatase activity. The record is from RefSeq and is a predicted model, not a curated record. Bases 552 to 2276 code for a protein of 574 amino acids. Gene Ontology annotation, cellular component: cytoplasm; nucleus. Lineage: Eukaryota; Metazoa; Chordata; Mammalia; Carnivora; Hyaenidae. Gene Ontology annotation, biological process: positive regulation of G2/M transition of mitotic cell cycle; protein dephosphorylation; positive regulation of G2/MI transition of meiotic cell cycle.